Molecule: messenger RNA, 924 nt
Organism: Endocarpon pusillum Z07020
Lineage: Eukaryota; Fungi; Ascomycota; Eurotiomycetes; Verrucariales; Verrucariaceae
Exons: 2
Coding region: 1-924 (307 amino acids)
Biological process (GO): mitochondrion organization
Cellular component (GO): SAM complex
Source: RefSeq, a predicted model, not a curated record
AUGCCGGAGGAGAAUGAGGAGUUGAGAAAAAAUGAAAUACGCGCUGUCGGUGGUAGAAGACCAGUCUAUGACCUCUUCCAAUUGCCCUCCCCUGUCAAACGAAUCUUCGACAAGUUUCCCCUAAAGACAUACCCAGCCAAUGAUUUACCGCGCCGGUCACCACCAAUUGGUCACUUUGAUACGUUGCACAUCUUCACAACUCAGGAGGGAGCACUCCAGCAUGCGCCAUCAUUUAAUCCAGCAUGUCUGAAGUGGCAGGCAUAUCUUAGGUUCAGUGAAAUCGAGUUCAAAACAAUCUCAUCGAACAACCAUGCCUCUCCAACCGGAGUCUUGCCUUUCCUAACUCCGAAGAGCUCCUCUCCGUCCGCUUCAUCCUCUCAACCGAUUUCGUCGAACAAGAUCCUGAAGUGGGUUAGUUCGAGGAGCGACAUAGUACCAGAGAGAGUCUCGGGUAUGAGAUACGAAGCCUACCGCUCCCUGAUAGACCAUCGAAUACGAAGUGCGUGGCUUUUCACCUUAUAUCUUGACGAACGCAACUCAGAGGUUGUGGCGAAGCAAUUAUACAUCUAUCCCAUUUCGUCAAAUGCGCUUGUCCAAUUGAGUUUGUACUAUCAACUGAAGCAGGCGGCACGGGACGAGCUUCUUAAGACAGCCUCGUACAUCAGGGAAGAUGAGGUAUACCUAGAAGCUGAGAAUGCCUUUGCGGCUAUAUCAACAUUACUGGGCGACGAUGUGUACUUCUUCGGUAACGACAGACCAACCCUCUUCGACGCCAAUAUCUUUGCGUACACCCAUCUCUUGCUGGACGAGUCCUUGAAUUGGCAGGAAACAAGACUUGCAGAUUCUCUCAAGAAGAGAGAAAAUCUAGUACAACACAGGCAACGGAUUUUGACAGGUUACUUCGAUCGACACAAUGCGCUGUAA